This is a messenger RNA of Physcomitrium patens, 2075 nucleotides long. Its product is annotated as serine--tRNA ligase, chloroplastic/mitochondrial. Gene Ontology annotation, molecular function: serine-tRNA ligase activity; ATP binding. The record is from RefSeq and is a predicted model, not a curated record. Gene Ontology annotation, biological process: seryl-tRNA aminoacylation. NCBI's taxonomy places the organism in Eukaryota, Viridiplantae, Streptophyta, Bryopsida, Funariales, Funariaceae.
UUCAUGUAUAGACAGGAAAUGGGAGGAAGGAAGGAAGGAAGCUGGAGCCCAAGUGAUCCUCAUCCCUAGCCCCCCCACCUCCCCCCAAUCUAAAUUCUGCCGCAGCUCCUGCGCAUCAGCCGAGUGUAUUCAGCAUCGUCCCAGCUCCUGGGCAGAAGCUUAGUUUUUGCGAAGGUAGGGGCAAAGAUGGCCUCUACAGCAGGCGGCACCAUGCAAGCGUUGAGAGGGGUAUCGUCAGCAUUUUACCGGUUUCCCUCGUCUAGAGUGGUGAAAGCCAUUGCUUCCCUGGAUGUGGCGACUAUACCCUCGAUCUCGGGCACUUUUGGUACCGCCACGAGCUGGAAGAAGGUGGAGAAUGCGAAUUGGAGGCGUCAAGGUUUGCGUUGUAUGGCUUCUGCUGCGUCCACGGCUGCCAACAAUUUGGUAGUCUCCGAAAACUAUGUGGCUGUUUCCUCACCUUCAACGGGCAGCACUGAAACUGAUAAUAGUUCGAAACAAACAUGGAAGGCCAGCAUUGAUUUCAAGUUCAUUCGGGAUAACAAGGAGGCUAUAGCGAAGAACAUUCAAAACCGUAAAUGUGGUGGAGAUGUAGAGCAGGUGGUGCAGUUGUAUGAACAGACUGUCAGUCUCAACCAGGAAGUUGACAAAUUGCGGGCUGAGAGAAAUGCUGUAGCCAAUGCUAUGAAAACCAAGUUAGAUGCGUCCCGCCGGGAGGAACUGAUUGAGAAAGGCAAGCAGCUUAAGGAUCAAGUUUCGGAGCUUGAGAUAGAACUAUCACUGCUCCAAGAGAAGCUCCAAUUGGAAGGACAGCGCAUUCCGAAUAUGACACACCCCGACGUACCGGUUGGUUCAGAGGAUGUUGCAACCCUACGAAAGGAGGUUGGAAGCCAGAGGAAGUUUACAUUCCCUGUCAAAGAUCAUGUUGAAGUGGGACUUGCUCUUGACCUAUUUGACUUUGAAGCGGCAGCUGAGGUGAGUGGUACCAAGUUCUAUUAUCUGAAGAACGAAGCAUUCCUGCUGGAGAUGGCCUUAAUCAACUGGACUAUGUCUAAACUGCUACCGAAGGGCUUUAUACCGAUGAGCACUCCAGACUUGGUUCGCUCCACUGUAGUUGAAAAGUGUGGCUUCCAACCUCGAGGUCAAAAUACGCAGGUGUAUUCUGUAGAAGGAACGGACUUAUGCUUGGCAGGAACUGCCGAGAUUCCAGUGGGCGGCAUGUAUAUGGAUAGUAUGCUCCCUGAAUCUGCAUUACCCUUGAAGAUCGUAGCUUACUCUCACUGCUUCCGCACGGAAGCUGGGGCUGCUGGUGCCGCAACCAGGGGUUUGUAUCGGGUUCAUCAGUUCAGCAAAGUGGAGAUGUUUGUAAUUUGUCGACCUGAGGAGAGUGAUUCGCUUCACGAGGAGCUCAUUUCCAUUGAGGAGGAACUCUAUGCUUCUCUUGGUUUGCACUUCAAGACAUUAGACAUGUCAACAGAAGACCUUGGUGCUCCUGCUCAUCGUAAAUAUGACGUGGAGGCUUGGAUGCCAGGACUUGGUCGAUAUGGAGAGAUCUCGAGUGCCUCGAAUUGCACAGACUACCAAAGUCGAAGGCUUAAUAUUCGAUAUCGACCUGCUGUUGUUGUAGCAACAACAGCCCCUUCAGUACCUCUACAACCUCCCGCGAAGGCCAAGAAGGUCAAAAACACUCUACCACCUCCACGGUUUGCGCACACUUUAAAUGCAACGGCAUGUGCUGUACCUAGAAUGAUGAUCGCCAUUCUCGAAAAUAACCAGCAAGAGGAUGGUUCUGUCAUUAUCCCCGAGGCCUUGAGACCUUUCAUGGGUGGCAUUGAUGUGAUCCGCCCUAAGUCUAGCCAACCCUGACUUUUCGUGCAAGUUUCUCUUUUUCACUGAACGCUUCGAACCCCGUGCUGGUUCUUUCAGAAUCGGUCUCAAAUUUUUUCUCUCCAAUAUGAAGUUUACAUUCAAAUUCAUGGUUCUUAUUUUUCUUGAAGUUUAAAUUUUUUCCAUCUUUAGACAUAUUGUAAUCUAAAAUUAUUAAUAAAUAUGCUGAAAACAUUGAUUGUUUAAAUUAA